This is a messenger RNA of Enterobius vermicularis (human pinworm), 366 nucleotides long. Lineage: Eukaryota; Metazoa; Nematoda; Chromadorea; Rhabditida; Oxyuridae. The record is from the annotation of a GenBank genome assembly.
AUGAGGUACGUCUCGGCUUAUAUGUUAGCUGCAAUGGGUGCUUCUAAAGGACACGGUCACCAUGAACAUGUUAUUUCUGUUCAUGAUAUUGAGAAUAUUCUUGGUUCCGUUGGCAUUGAUUGUGACAAGGAAAUGGCACAAACGGUUGUUAAUAAGCUCAGUCAUAAAUCUUUAGACGAACUUAUUCAGCAGGGCAUUGCCAACCUUUGUUCAGUUUCAGCUUCCCCAGCUGGGACUGGGUCUGCCCCUAUGACUUCAGCGUCAGGUGAUGCCCCUGCUGCAGAAGCCAAACCAGCGGAAGAGAAAAAGGAGGAGAAGAAAGAAGAGGAGUCUGACGACGAUAUGGGUUUUGGACUGUUUGACUAA